AUGAAAGCAGUCGUAUUCAAGGGACCGGGGAAGGUGGUGAUUGAAGACAGACCAAUUCCGAAGAUUCAAGAUGCAGGAGAUGUUAUCGUAAAGGUUGAAAAGGCACACGGUGGCCAGGCAGAAUACGUCCGGAUUCCCCUCGCAGACUCCACAGCCGUCAAAGCACCACCUGGCAUCAAAGACGAGGCACUGGUUCUUAUGGCAGACAUCUUUCCAACAGGCAUGUUUGCAGCCAAGAACGGCUUCCAAUAUUCCACUCCCGAGGAAAUCAAGGACAGUGUCGUUGUGCUUAUUGGCUGUGGUCCUGUAGCUCUCUGCGCGCUCUGCAACAUCACCGACUACAAGCCAAAGCACAUUCUCGCUGUUGACUCAGUACCUUCGCGCCUCGAACUUGCCAAGUCACUGGGUGCGGAACCCUGGAACUUCCAGACUGAUCGCGAGGGUCUCGAUAAGCGCGUCAAGGAGCUCACAGACGGCCGUGGAGCAGACAUUGUCAUCGAAGUGGUCGGUCUGUCUCCUGCGCUUCGAAUGGGAUACGAGUUGAUCCGACCCUGGGGCGUCAUCAGCUCGGUCGGAGUCCACAACGGCGAGAUACCCUGGUCUGGAAAUGAGGCGUAUGGAAAGAACGUCAGAGUUCAGAUGGGAAGGUGCCCUGUGAGAAGUGUUUUUGAAGAAGCACUUGACAGCUUGAAGAGGCAUCAGGAUAAGCUUGGCUUUAUGGCUGAUAAAGUCAUGCCGUUGAGCGACGCCAUUGAGGGCUACGAGUUGUUCGACAAGAUGAAGGUGCAGAAGGUCGUUUUCGAGGCGCAAAAGUAG
This is a messenger RNA of Alternaria arbusti, 816 nucleotides long. RefSeq lists its product as uncharacterized. The record is from RefSeq and is a predicted model, not a curated record. The coding region runs from base 1 to 816 and encodes 271 amino acids. NCBI's taxonomy places the organism in Eukaryota, Fungi, Ascomycota, Dothideomycetes, Pleosporales, Pleosporaceae. The transcript is spliced from 3 exons.